Pyrus x bretschneideri (Chinese white pear) is the source of this 1076-nucleotide messenger RNA. RefSeq names its product transcriptional corepressor LEUNIG-like. NCBI's taxonomy places the organism in Eukaryota, Viridiplantae, Streptophyta, Magnoliopsida, Rosales, Rosaceae. The record is from RefSeq and is a predicted model, not a curated record. The transcript has 7 exons. Gene Ontology annotation, molecular function: transcription corepressor activity; protein binding. The coding region runs from base 282 to 965 and encodes 227 amino acids.
AUGAUAAUGUCCAGUCUCUUGUAUCCCCUGAUGAUGUGGAUCAUAGAGAUGCUAUUGGUCGAGGUAUCGAUGUCAGCAAAGGGUUCACAUUUACGGAAGUAAACUCUAUUAGAGCAAGCGCAAGCAAGGUUACAAGCUGUCACUUCUCAUCAGAUGGGAAGUUUCUUGCUAGUGGGGACCAUGAUAAAAAGGCUGUAUUGUGGUACACAGAUACAUUAAAGCCAAUAAGUGUGCUACAAGAACAUUCAGCUUUUAUAACUGAUGUUCGUUUUAGUCCGAGCAUGCCACGUCUUGCAACGUCUUCAUUUGACAAGACUGUCAGGGUUUGGGAUGCCAACAAUCCUCGUUAUCCUCUCCGUACCUUUAUGGGACAUUCGGCCUCUGUUAUGUCAUUAGAUUUCCACCCAAAUAAAGAUGACCUCAUCUGUUCUUGCGACGUGGAUGGUCAGAUACGCUACUGGAGUAUUCACAAGGGCAGCUGCUUGUGCGUGUCUAAGGGUGGUACGGCACAAAUGAGAUUUCAACCCCGUCUUGGAAGAUUUCUUGCUGCAGCCGCAGAGAAUGUUGUAUCUAUACUGGAUGUUGAGACUCUGACUUGUCGGCAUUCUUUACAGGGGCAUACUAAGCCUAUCCAUUCUGUGUGUUGGGAUCCUUCUGGCGAAUUCCUUGCAUCUGUCAGCGAGGACUCUGUAAGAGUUUGGGCACUUGGAGCGGGAGGCAAAGGGGAAUGCGUUCAUGAGUUAAGCUGCAACAGAAAUAAAUUUCAUUCAUGCGCUUUCCAUCCUGCAGAUACUUCACUGCUGGUCGUUGGCUGUUAUCAGACACUGGAGUUAUGGAACAUCACAGAGAACAAGACAAUGACUCUACCAGCACAUGAAGGACUCAUUGCUUCUUUGGCGGUGUCAACUGUUACAGGUUUGAUUGCUUCGGCUAGUCACGAUAAGUUUGUCAAGAUCUGGAAGUGAAAUGGUUGUUACUCUGAUCAAAGAACUUUGACUGACUUGUAUUAUUAUUGUUGUUGUUGUAUUCCUGUUACUAUAUAAUAAAGUUAAUUAAAAGUCUAUUUUGAUGCUUCA